AUAUACCUCAACGAUGUAUAUAGCCUAAUGUGUUUCUGUGUGCGUUGCAUUGUUUAAAGAGUCUGUGUCAUUACACAAGUAAUGAAAAACGCCUACACCCUCACUUUUUAAAUUAAACAUUACUGAAAAGUGUUGCUGAAUGAAGAACCGGAUGUUGCCUGCGGUAGAGGAAACGUUCGCUUUUUGAUGUUGAUAUCAGGGAUAUAUUGACAGACAUUACGCAUUUCUCCCUGUGACUUCUAGUUGGCUCUUCAAAAAUAGCUUCUCAGCCUACUUCUUUUGUCGUGCACACAGCUGGACAGUGUGGGCAAUACACUAAAGCGCUUCGCUUAAUUUUGCGACGUCAGGACCCUGCAUGUGCCAUGAAUCGGCUGCUUCGGUGCCCGUAGGUACGUGAGCCGUGGUCGGGGUGUGACGGAAUGAAUGUGAUCGGCCUGCCCAUUCAUUCACACUACAGGACGGUCUUGAUCCGGACACGAGGGAGUGGACAGGUGCCCUUCCACUACUCGUGCUACGAGCCCCUGCCAUGCCGUUCCCUUUCGGCAAGUCCCACAAGUCCCCGGCGGACAUUGUGAAGAACCUCAAGGACAGCAUGUCCGUGCUGGAAAAGCAGGACAUCUCCGACAGGAAGGCGGAGAAGGCCACUGAGGAGGUGUCCAAGAACCUGGUGGCCAUGAAGGAGAUCCUGUACGGCACCAAUGAGAAGGAGCCGCAGACGGAGGCAGUAGCGCAGCUGGCGCAGGAGCUGUACAACAGCGGGCUGCUGAGCACGCUCAUCGCCGACCUGCAGCUCAUUGACUUUGAGGGCAAAAAGGACGUGGCUCAGAUCUUUAACAAUAUUCUCCGCCGGCAAAUCGGGACGAGGACUCCAACAGUGGAAUACAUCUGCACUCAGCAGAACAUACUGUUUAUGUUGUUAAAAGGGUACGAGUCCCCGGAGAUCGCGCUGAACUGCGGCAUCAUGCUGAGGGAGUGUGUUCGGCACGAGCCGCUGGCCAAAAUCAUCCUAUGGUCCGAGCAGUUCCAUGACUUCUUCAGAUACGUGGAGAUGUCCACGUUUGACAUAGCCUCAGACGCGUUCGCCACCUUUAAAGACCUGCUCACGAGACACAAGCUGCUGAGCGCCGAGUUUCUGGAGCAGCACUAUGACAAAUUCUUUAGCGAAUAUGAAAAGUUACUCCAUUCAGAAAACUAUGUGACUAAAAGACAGUCUCUGAAGCUGCUUGGGGAGCUUCUGUUAGACCGACACAACUUCACCAUCAUGACAAAGUACAUCAGCAAACCAGAAAACCUCAAGUUAAUGAUGAACCUCUUACGCGACAAGAGUCGUAAUAUCCAGUUCGAGGCCUUCCACGUGUUUAAGGUUUUUGUUGCCAAUCCCAACAAGACUCAGCCCAUCCUGGACAUUUUGCUGAAGAACCAGACGAAACUCAUCGAGUUUCUCAGCAAGUUCCAGAACGACAGGACCGAGGACGAGCAAUUCAAUGACGAGAAGACCUACUUGGUGAAGCAGAUCAGGGAUCUGAAGAGGCCAGCGCCACAGGAGGCUUGAUGUGCCUGGGGGGGGUGGGGCGGGGUGGGGGUUGGCACGCUGAUGGCACACGUACGCACAUCAGACCCCUCAGCAGAAACUGUCCUGGGACUGAGGACAUCAUUUUGUCAGUUCACAGGGAAGCAUUAGUGGUCGUCUGCUGUUUGGUUCUCUUCUCCCUGAUAUUAUUGUUGUUUUCUUUCUGUUGUUCCUCAAAAAAAAAAAAAUGCGAACCAUAGCUGCUGCUGCUUCCUUG
This is a messenger RNA of Paramormyrops kingsleyae, 1787 nucleotides long. The record is from RefSeq and is a predicted model, not a curated record. NCBI's taxonomy places the organism in Eukaryota, Metazoa, Chordata, Actinopteri, Osteoglossiformes, Mormyridae.